Messenger RNA from Rhizophagus irregularis DAOM 181602=DAOM 197198, 965 nucleotides. The record is from RefSeq and is a predicted model, not a curated record. NCBI's taxonomy places the organism in Eukaryota, Fungi, Glomeromycota, Glomeromycetes, Glomerales, Glomeraceae.
AUAUAUAUAUAUAUUUUUAAUAAUAAUAUUUUUUUUACUAUUAAAAGUUUAAAUAUUACACACUUUUUAUAGCAUUUACUUUUUUCUUACACAAUGGACACGAACGUUUUUACGUCCGCAGUUAUUGAAGCUGAUGGCACAUAUAUGGUUGAGUUUGCAAAUAAUUUACUAAAAACGCCAAAUUUUUGGUUACUUUUAGUGGGAGCAUUUAUUGUUUGGGCUAUGACGCGAUAUAUACCUGAACUAGUAAAUGGUAAAUACAAAAAAGGAUCUCACAUUCAUACAUCAUCAAUACAUCGAUAUCGUCACCGUAAAAUAAAAAGAUCUUCGUCAAGAACAAGAUACUUUGAAGAUAAGCAAAGAGAAGAAGGUAGUUCACAAAAUAAAACAACUAAAUCAAUAUCACACAGUUCAUCAUUACAAAGCAUUAAAAGUCCAUUACAGUCAAAAAGUGCGUACGCAAAUUCUACACCAGAUUUCGUUCCACUUUCUGCAUCGAUUCAAUCUGCUCCUCCUUCUCCCCCACAUUUCAAAACUCCAUCAAGAAUUGUCCCCACAAAUUAUGGAAGUGAAAUUAAACUAAAAUUAAUGUCCAGUGAAGACAAGGCUUUACGCUUAUCAAAUAUGAAGGAACAACACAUGAAAUUUAGACCAACAAUAAGUUCAAGACUUAAUCCUAUUCGUCGAUGCGAGCUUGGUCAGCGAAGUUCGGUUGGUGUACUCUCAUCUCGUUAUCUCGCAGAUGUAAAAAUGGAUAUUGGAUAUAAUGAAGAUCAAAGGAAGAAUAUUAUAUGGGCUGCAGGAAAUCGUAAUGAACAUUAUUCUCAAGCAUAAAGAAUUUAAAUCAUGAAAUGUUUGAAAAUUAUUGAGUUAAAGAAAAUGGUAUUUCUUAUAAUUUUUUUUUUUUUUUAAAAAAAAUAUAUAUAUAUACACAUAUAUAUUUACUUGAAAAAUGAAUACUCAGC